AUGUUGGAUACGAGGAGACUGCCGAGGCGUUCUAUGUCUUUACUUGACCGUUUGAACAGAAGCGAUGCAGAGGACAAGAGCCUAUCAAAUGACGAAACACCGGUCCCGACGUGUCCGCGACAACCACCGGAUGGCGUCGAAACGCCUUCAGAUGCUGUGGAAAAGAUACCAGAUUUGCCCACCAGAUUACCUCCACGCCUGCCCCCGAGCUGGCCGAGCGCUCGGCCAAGAUUUUCCUAUACAUCUAGAACACAAGAUGCGAGGAGUGAGGCUAGUGUUAAAGAUAAAAUAGCUAUGUUUUCGACCGACCUCGCUGUGUCUUCUGACCGCCUAGAUAAAUGUGGUGCCCUUCCAAUGAGGAGUCACUCAACAAUUAGAAAAAGUGUUACACCUUCUGUUAAACACUACGCAGACAUAUCUUCGCUAGACAGACGAUUAACAAAAUCGCAAGAUAAUCUCGAUGAAACUCCCAGAUCAUACAAGAGACACACAGAGCGACCUGAAGUGUUGGGAGGCGUUGAAAACACAAGGUUGGAAAUAAAACCGAUGAAGUUGAUCGCUCAGAAAGAUGUUUUGUCGCAGCCACUCUUUUAUGGCAGUUCGACAACAUUGGCCACCGAAACAACAUAUACGAGACCUAUAUUUCACGGUCGUAGUGUUAGCGAGGAUAACACUAAAAAUUCAUCCUCACACAAGUCUAAUUUAGAAUACUUAAUAGAGCAACGAAAGAAGUCCAUGUCAAAAUUACGCGGCUUAGUUAUACCCGAAAUGCAAGCCCCGAUUGUUGACUUACCAGAAAUUAAGGUUAAAGAUAAUAUAUCGAAAACAUUCUUGCAAAAAUCCGCGAAACCAGAAAUCAAGAGUGAAAGUAAAAUGAACAAUACUAAGCCGUUAACUUUCAACGACAGUAAGUGGAAAACGAAUUUCUUGCCGAACAAUCUUCCAAAAUAUUCACCUGCUUUUAAACGGAAGUCGUUACAAGUAUACACACCGUCGUGUUUAUCAAAAGAAUCAACACCGGAACGUAAAUUUGCAGAAAAGGUUGAAACUAUAAAUAAAAUCAACAAUAUGCAUAGUUUACACAAACCUCUUAAGUCUACUUCAGAUUUUACUAGGACACCUGUUAUUAAUACUUCGCCUGCGUAUAAGCAAUAUAAUAAAAAUAGUUUUAGUCAUAUACAUGACUUUAGAAACGUUGAAGUAAAAAUUUGUACAACAACUGAGGUGGUUGACAGCGAUAACGAUUCCGCGAUGAGUUCCACUCAGUCCAGCUAUCGAUCAUCAGCAUCGUCUCCGAUGCAUCAUUUGGACCAUAUUGAAUCGGACAGUUCCCGCAUGUCACCAAGGAUACCACAGUACGGUGCAUAUUUGAAUACUAAAUCGGACUUUUUAGUAAAACCCAUCCUUAUCGACAAAAAUGGCGACGAAUUUAUAAAACGCAAAAUUUGUCGAUCUGUCUCGUCUGAAACGAACGUUUCUCUAAGUUCUUCGGCCGGAUCUGGUGCAACGUCAGGAUCUCAAGCGAGUUGUAGUUCCCUAGAAAGUUCUGUUGCUGACUCAGAAAAGAGAAGAGUUUCAAAAACCUAUAACGUCGAUACUCUGAAUAGAAGAAAUAUACUGGCUUCUGCUAAAUGUAGAAGCGGUAGAGACGCUAAACUCAAGUCACCGGUGAUUGAAACGAAAUUCUCACAUGAGUCUCCUGACAGAUCACCGAGCCCCGUUACUAAGACGCCUGAUCGCCUUUCUACGCUCCCGUCUACUGUGAGUGCAAUGACGAUUAAAGGCGAUAACAGGCGACGUAACAAAGUUGUCGUUGACAGUGACUCAGACUCCGAGAGUGAAGUAACCAUCCGGCAAAGAAAAUCCGAUUACAAAAACAGUAGAUUAAAACGAAAUUCAUCGACGAAUAAUAAAAACAAAACGAAUGGUAUACCCCCCGACUCAGAUAAAAACGAAGAAGUUCCGCAAGUUAUUAAAGACAAAAUAAUUAAAGAAAUUAAAAAGGCUGGUUUAGAUGAUUACGACAAAUCAAGCAAAAAAGCCAGCCAAGAACUGACGUACAUAAAUCUUACAAGUAACAUUAGAAAAACGGUAAAUGGAGAAAAUAAUAAUAUCAAAACACAACCACCAAAAGAUAUAGACCUUAUCAUAGGUGUGAAACCCAGAUAUACACUUAAUUCUAACAAAACUGUCUUAAAUACAACUCAAUCAGCAAAGGAUACAAUUAAAAAUAGCAAAUGUGAAAAUCGAAAUACAGAAACACAAUUUGUGAAUCUCAAAAAAGGAAACGGUUCUGGAGUCGGUCUUAUUCUAGCUGGAGGAAUUGAUUGUGAAGCAAAGGAUGUUACGGUACAUCGCGUAUUGAGUGACAGCAUUGCAGCCAAGGCAGGCAUAAAGAAAGGAACUAAAGUAAGGAGCAUUAACGGUUGCAUUAUGAAUGGUCUCACGCACGCGCAGUCUGUAGCAAUUUUAAAGGAACAACGUUCUGAAGUCGUUAUUGAAGUUGAAAAUGAAGUAAAAGGAUCAUUCAAAGAAUGCGGCUCUGAAAACGCGGAGUCGAAGAAUCGUCUUGGUGCUGACAAAACUAAUCUUAAGAAUGAACUUGGAAGAUCUGUGGUGACAGUUCUGUUGGAGAAAGCGGGUGGUGGAGCUGGCUUGGGAUUCGGGCUUGAUGGUGGACGAGAUUCCCCUAAUGGUGACCGUCCGCUUACUGUGAAAAAGCUCUUCGCUGGUGGCGCCGCUGCGCAAAGCGGGCAAGUGCUGGUGGGAGCAGAGCUUCUAUCAGCAGGUGGACAAUCGUUCGAAGGAUUUACUCGUACACAAGCGUGGGCAGCUUUAAAAGCUCUGCCCGCAGGUCAAGUGGCUCUAGUAUUAAAGAAUCCAACUGAUACUUGA
This is a messenger RNA of Leptosia nina, 2895 nucleotides long. Lineage: Eukaryota; Metazoa; Arthropoda; Insecta; Lepidoptera; Pieridae. The record is from the annotation of a GenBank genome assembly.